CAGUUGUCCCUGGCCCCCUUCACAGAGCUGCUGGACAGUGAGGGAAUUGCUGUGGAAUUGCACAAUUGGAAUUCUGGCUGCUAGGAGUCCUGCCAGAAGACCCUUUUAGAAGACAGUCCCUUGUGGGCCCCUGUCUCUGGGCAGGUUGGCAGCUUCCUGGGUCAGAGCACUGGACCUCCAUGGACCUCCCUAGUCACCUUCAAUACCUACUGCACUACUCAGCAUGGUCCAGCACUCUGAGAACAAGAGGGAUUUGGCAUGCAUCUCUGCCCAGCCUGACAAUCACCUAGCUGGAUAAUACUGUAUGGAUAGCUUAGGUAUCAAUACUUGUAUUCCAUCAAAAAGGCAUUUUUUUGAUUCAUAAUGCUUCCAAGGAAUCACAAGUUCUGGACAGAAAAAUUUACUCAGAUUUGAAUUGCACAACAUAAAGGCAUCAUAAAACCUUUGCUCCCUAAUUCCACAUAAAGAGCUCCAGCUUUCUCUGGGAACUUAAAGCUCUUUGGAAGCCAAGGUUUCCACAAUGAAGAGCUUUCUGACUUUCCUUCUUGCAAUGGGCAUCAUAGUAGCCCUGGGUGAUGCAUACUGCUGGAGAAAAAUGUACAAGCCAGAGGAGGCCCAAAACGGCUGUAUGGUAAAUGGAAAACUGUAUCCCUUUGGACGCAUUGAGAGGACAGAGGAUUGCUACAGGUGUUCCUGUGACAAAGAUGGAUUGGAAUGUUGUGCCCUCUUUCAUACUCCUGUUGCUUAUGACAAAAAGAAAUGUAAAGUUGUUUUUAACAAGGAGCGCUGUGACUAUGAUGUGGUGCAGAAGGACGACCCCUCCAAGGCCUGUUUUGUCUAUGCUCGUGUGGGCUAACACCUGCUCCAAGCCUCUGCACUGUGGAACUCAUCUCCUUCCUACAGAUGCUUUGCCAUCACAGAGAAGCACCAAGACACGGGAUAAUCUCAUAAAAGAGAAAACUUUAGUAUCUGUUCCGCAACCUACUAAUUGACCUAAUUCACUUUCCAAGAUGCAUAAUCAGACAGAGUGUGUAAUUUCUGUCAUUUCUGCAUUGUUGACUACAAUAAAAUGAGAUGAAACAUCAAUAAAUGCUCCUUCAUGGUAAA
This is a messenger RNA of Oenanthe melanoleuca, 1107 nucleotides long. Its product is annotated as beta-microseminoprotein-like. The record is from RefSeq and is a predicted model, not a curated record. The transcript has 5 exons. Bases 521 to 856 code for a protein of 111 amino acids. Lineage: Eukaryota; Metazoa; Chordata; Aves; Passeriformes; Muscicapidae.